AUGUGUUUCCCCCCCCCCGCCCCCGUUCCAGAUGUCCCAUGUCGGCUGUCUCUGCUUGCGGCAUCGACCCUUCAGAUUCAAGGGACUGGUCGUGUUGCCCGCUCUUCAGCCCCAUUCCCUUGCCCCUCCCCCAAAGAAAAGAGCGCUGCCAUGCCCAACACUAUACUCUUCUCUGUCCGCAGCCCGCCCAGCCCCCAGAGUGAGCAUGGCCCAUGGCCGGCCAAAACUACAAUCGUCCAUGACCUUCUGUUCACACGUCCACACGAAUCAGAAGACUACUUGGUCCAGCGAGCCACCACCAUGAACGGGCAUGGCUUUCCCUACCCUUCACGGCCCUACCCGGCUGCCCAUAAUCCCUCUGCCAUGAUGGACAUGACGGCCGACGGCAUGUCUGCCUUUGACAUGGAGGGCCAGUCGCUCGACUCCAUCGUGGCCCAGAACGACAAAGAGAACCGGCGGCGCAGCAUGCCCGUCUAUAGCAGAGCGCCGCAGUUAAACAUGGGCAGUCCAGACACGCGACGACUGUCCAUGAUGAAUUUUGGGGAUCCCAACGGAGGCGAAAUGGACGACUUCCAGUUCGACAUGUCUUCUGCCUCCAUGGACAACAUGAUCCGCGCCAACUCCGCUUUUCCACCAACGUCCGCCGACAUGCAGGGCGAGAGGAUGCCUACCACCGAUCUCGCCAUGAACACUCCGUUUCAGAGCCAAAAUUCGCCCUUUUCCGCCAUGGCCGGGCCCGGUUCAGCGUACGCUUCGCCCAUGCAUCAGAAAGAGACUCUGAAUCUCGACAUGGCUGCCUACCCGAGUGGCAUGUCUAUGCCUCUGGACAUGGACGACUCGCUCAACAUGAUGCCCACGGAGAUGAACAUGUUUCCCAACACCCAAUUCAGCACGCCCAUGAUGGACUCGCCCGUUUCCCAGGAAUUUGUCGGGCCCCUGAAUGCAUCCUCGCACGACAACAAUGCUGCCCCGUUACGGCGUCCCGAGCUCUUCAAGCAUCAGUCCUCCAUGAGCCAUGCGUCUGAAUCCCGGCCAGCUGGCGCCCUUCUCAGUCGUACCACCAGCCAGGACCUCGGCAAUCGAUCCGGCCCCAGACCUCAGAGUGAGAAGCACUCGUCCAUGAGUGUGCCAACACGCAUGAGUCUCAACUCUCUACAAGUCCAGCAGCCUAUCGCACAGGAGCCAGCCAUGGACCUAUCCAAGGACGCUAUCAAGAAGCAAUUCGAGAAUUCCAACUUCCCAGUCACUGUCCCUACAGGAGGAUUCCCGUCAACGAUGCACUCGAAUCCCCACAUGAAGACUCAAUUCAAAAAUGCUUAUUCGUCGACAGGAUUCGACAUGUUGGGCGUUUUGAUGAAAGUGGCCUCUAGACCUGAUCCUCAAAUCGAUAUUGGUGCUGUAGACUUAUCAUGUGCCUUUGUUGUGUGCGAUGCUGAAAUGGACGACAUUCCCAUUGUCUACUGUUCCGAAAAUUUUGAGCGACUCACAGGCUACACAAGGCACAUGAUUCUCGGACGUAACUGCCGUUUUCUGCAGUCACCAGAUGGCAAGGUCGAAUCGGGUAUCAAACGCAACUAUGUGGACGACGACUCUGUAUACUACCUGAAGAAGAUGAUUCAAAGUCGAGCAGAAGCACAAAUCAGCCUGAUCAACUACAGAAGAGGAGGCCAGCCUUUUAUGAACCUACUGACCAUGAUUCCGAUUGCCUGGGAGCCAGGUGGUAAGGUGAAGUUUUUCGUCGGCUUUCAAGUCGAUCUUGUGGAACAGCCCAGUGCCAUGACGAACAAGAACUCGGACGGGUCGUACCGAAUCAACUAUCAGCGAGGCAUGUCAAUUCCCAGCUACGUGUUUAGUGAUCAUCACAAACCGCAACAAACCGAAUCGGGUCAAACCAUUUCCAAAGACGAGGUAUCCAAUGUGCUUGCUACGUAUGGCGGAUCGGGUGAUUCCGAGAUGACGCGGAGAAUUUGGGACAAGGUCCUUCUCGAGAAUAGCGAUGAUGUUGUUCAUGUUCUGUCACUCAAAGGUCUCUUCCUCUAUCUCUCACCUGCAAGUAAUCGAAUUCUGGAGUACGAUCCUAGCGAGCUUGUGGGCACAGCCUUGUCAUCAGUGUGUCAUCCUAGCGACAUCGUCCCGGUCACGAGAGAACUCAAGGAGACCACCAACGGUGCAUCGGUGAACGUUGUGUUCAGGAUCCGACGGAAAAAGAGUGGUUACAUGUGGUUUGAAGGCCAUGGUUCACUGCAUACGGAGCAGGGAAAAGGCCGCAAAUGUAUCAUCUUGGUGGGUCGUGAGCGUCCGGUGUACACGCUCUCCAAGACCAUAGUGCGCGAGUCGGGUGGUGUUGGAGACAACGAGCUGUGGACAAAGAUGUCCACGUCUGGCAUGUUCUUAUUCGUGUCGUCAAAUGUUCGUCAGUUACUUGACAAGCAGCCAGACGAUCUGGUCGGCACAAGCAUACAGUCACUCAUGCGCCAAGAAUCCAAGAUUCAAUUCGGGCGCAUCCUAGAGCUUGCAAGAGGGGGACGCAAGGGAGAAGUCAAACACGAAAUGAUUAACAAGAGAGGCCAAGUGCUACAGGCGUUUACGACAAUCUACCCAGGGGAUGCCAUCGAAGGCCAGAAACCAACGUUCGUGGUUGGUCAAACGCGAUUGCUCAAGUAUUCGAGGAAUGCCAGUGCCGGUCGCCCCUCGAUGUACCUGAACAAUAAUCGAGAGCGUGACUGUCAUCAAUCGGUACAUACACAGUACUCGGGAGGAUCUCCAGCUCCUGGCUCGCUUACCGCCAAUACUGGCAACACAACCCCGAUGACCUCAGCAACGAACCCUCUCUUCAUCACCACGGAGGAAUCGCCGGCUACAUUUGCUGGGCAUAAUGGCUUGCAGCUCGGCCAUCAAGACCAAAGCCUUGCGUCGGACGACAAUGUAUUUGAUGAAUUGAAGACGACACGGAGUACUAGCUGGCAAUACGAGUUGCGGCAGAUGGAAAAGCGCAAUCGGUAUCUGGCGGAGGAGGUGCAAAGUCUAUUGGCUGCCAAGAAGAAGAGAAAGCGGAGAAAGGGCGCGGGCCAAAUGCAGAAGGACUGUGCCAACUGUCAUACCAGAACCACGCCAGAAUGGCGAAGGGGUCCUUCUGGGAAUCGAGACUUGUGCAACUCGUGUGGACUGCGGUGGGCGAAGCAGCAAGGCCGAGUGUCUCCCAGAACGUCGUCAGCAGCUAGCGACAAGAGCAAAAAGAGUGCCUCGUCGCCACGACACCUUCAAGGUCACGCAACCAUGCUGCCGCACCCGAAGGCCGAGACUGGCCCUUCGUCAACGACGACUACACAGUCUACCAAGCGAUCCCCCCAAGACGGUGGCCUUGGCGAGCCUCAUGCUGCGAAGUCACAACGCACAGAAGGUGGGACAUCACAAGGCUUCGUCCCGCAGCCUGUGAUUGAUGAAGUCGCAGAGCCGGAGUGA
Molecule: messenger RNA, 3462 nt
Organism: Plenodomus lingam JN3
Lineage: Eukaryota; Fungi; Ascomycota; Dothideomycetes; Pleosporales; Leptosphaeriaceae
Source: RefSeq, a predicted model, not a curated record